AUGUCUACAUUAUCUAUACAUUCAUUUUCAAAUAAAUCCUCAAAAUCGUCAUCAUUGUCGUCAUUUUUCUUCACAACCAUGAAAAUACUCGUUGUAGUUCUAUUCUUCCUCACUAUCAAUGUAGCCGCUGAUGGUCGUAUGAUAUUGCCAGAAAUCCGAAAUACCCAGAAUGCGAGCUUACCAGCAAAACAUUAUCCUUGUGGAACUGAUGAUGAACCUGGCAAAGUUUUAACGACAUAUACUACCAAUGAAACCAUAAAGGUUCAAUGGGGUAUUGAGAAUCCUUUGGAUGGUACUUGUUUUAUCGAUUUGUCAACAAACGGAAAAGAUAGUGCCUUUCAAAACAUUCAUAUAAUGCCAAAUUGUGCGGACCAGGUUGCCAACUUUCAAGUUGAUGUACAACUUCCUGAAUAUACAUCUUGCGAACAUUGCACACUUCGCUUUAGGUGGAUUCCGCAUUUAUCAAGGGAAAUUUAUUUAAAUUGUGCCGACAUUUCUAUAUUACCACCGCACAACAAAAAAAGUGCACCCAAGAUGAGAAAAAGAAAAAGAUGUCAUGGAACAAAUUGUUCAUUGUAA
Entrophospora candida is the source of this 579-nucleotide messenger RNA. The record is from the annotation of a GenBank genome assembly. Lineage: Eukaryota; Fungi; Glomeromycota; Glomeromycetes; Entrophosporales; Entrophosporaceae.